AUGAAAAAAAUAUUUCCAUCAAACAAUUAAAAUGGGAUUUAAGUUGCUGACCCUGAUCAAACUACUGCUCAAAGGUUCCAUUAAUCCCAAACUUCCAAAGCAAAUUUCUCUGUUGUGCCCAGUGAACCUGGAUAGACAUUAUACGAGAUUAUUGAGAAGAACAAACUACAAUAUUUAGAAUAUUAUGGGUUAUAUACGGAAUAAAGGUUUAUAGAGAAUAUGGCAGGAUUGAUGUCAAUCCCAGAAAAAUAAAAAUUGCUUGAAAGUUUCUUAAAUAUGUUUGAGGAGAUGAUGCAAUGCCUAAACACUAUUUAGAAUAACCUAGGAUUGAUUAACUUUACUUCUUAAGACUUUCAACAGAUUUAUAAUGCUACCCCAGAAAAUGUUGCUAAUACACUUUUUAAGGAUAUUAAGACUCUUGAAGGUCUUCAUUUAGAACUGCAAUAUUAAUCCUCACUCAGAUAUUUGGAAACUGUACUUGAGGCACUUGAUCUAAAUCCCGACCAAUCAAAAAAGUUAUACCAAUUAGAUGUGAAGCAAUGGUCAUCCCAAUGUUACACUCACCUAAACCAGCAUAUCACAACCCGUAGUAUGAAAGCUCAAGAUAAAACAUGCUGUUGCUGCAAAGUAUGA
Molecule: messenger RNA, 633 nt
Organism: Paramecium tetraurelia
Lineage: Eukaryota; Ciliophora; Oligohymenophorea; Peniculida; Parameciidae
Exons: 3
Source: RefSeq, a predicted model, not a curated record